AUGCGGGAACCGACACCAGAACCUGUACGCGAACCAACUCCAGAACCCAUGCCGGAACCGACGCCAGAACCUGUACGCGAACCAACUCCAGAACCCAUACGGGAACCAACACCAGAGCCUGUACGAGAACCAAGUCCAGUCCAAGCACGAGAAGCAUCUCCAGAACCCCCUGUAGAACCACUGUCUCAGCCGUCAGCAGAGUCACCCUCCAGUGUUCAGCUGUCAGCGCAGCUGGACCUUUUCAAAUACGAUGAAUCUGCCAAUGAUUCAGUUCCUUCCCUGGGAACUACGGUCAUGUCUCCUCCUUGUUCUCCACCAGGCCCAGUGUCUCCUGUCAGAGAGCCACAGAAUGCCUCCUCUCUGCUGGACAUGGAUAUCCAGUCUGACCCAUGGGACAGGAACGAGUCCCUGACCUCAUCUGACUUUGCUUCCCAGGGCGCAGUCAAUAUGAUGAACUUCCAGACAGAAGAGGAAAGGGAGUAUAAAGAACACUUUGAGGCAGAGAAGACAAGGGAGGAGGAGGAAGAGGGGGAGGAGGAGAAGGAGAACCUCUUUAUGCCCACCUCCACAGUUCCAUCUGCAGAGGCCUUUAAUAUGAUGGCACAGCCUCACUUGUUGGGCACCUCGCCCAUGGAUGACUUCACCUCCAGGGACUUGAUCUCCCCUAAUGAAAAGGAGGAGGCAGUGGAGAAGGCUGAUGAAGAGAUCAAUGAGGAUGAUGAUGAGGAGGAGGAUGAUGAUGAGGAACAGAGGAGACUAGGCCAUCAGGCCUUCAUCUAUGAUCACUGACAUGAGCAUGUCU
Lates calcarifer (barramundi perch) is the source of this 802-nucleotide messenger RNA. RefSeq names its product translation initiation factor IF-2-like. The transcript has a single exon. Bases 1 to 789 code for a protein of 262 amino acids. NCBI's taxonomy places the organism in Eukaryota, Metazoa, Chordata, Actinopteri, Centropomidae. The record is from RefSeq and is a predicted model, not a curated record.